Juglans microcarpa x Juglans regia is the source of this 1520-nucleotide messenger RNA. Its product is annotated as UPF0481 protein At3g47200-like. Bases 1 to 1302 code for a protein of 433 amino acids. Lineage: Eukaryota; Viridiplantae; Streptophyta; Magnoliopsida; Fagales; Juglandaceae. The record is from RefSeq and is a predicted model, not a curated record. The transcript is spliced from 2 exons.
AUGCUUAGUCUGAUCGAGUCAAACAAGAAAUGUUAUGUUCCGUUGGUGAUUUCCAUUGGUCCUUACCACCAUGGGAAACCUGAGCUCAGUGUGGUAGAGGAUCAUAAGUUUUUAUUGACAAAGAAGUAUCUCGCCGGGACUGGAUCAAAUAUUGAGGAUGUGUACAACCAAGUAGCCGAGGUGGCUAAAGAGGCAAGAGAAUGCUAUGAGGGGGACUUGAAACGAGAGAUUAAAAAGGAUGAGAAACAAGAGAUUAGCGAUGAGGAAUUCACUCGAAUGAUGUGUCUUGAUGCUUGCUUCAUUUUGCAGUUCAUGUAUUGCACGGUGAAGCAGAAGCGUGGGGAAUUGGGAAUGAAAAGAGACAUCAUGGCAUUCGUGCAACGGGAUCUGUUAUUGCUUGAGAACCAACUCCCUUAUCUAGUCCUCGAGAAGUUGAUCAUGACGUUUAAGUUCAAUGACGAUAUUGAUGAAAGGGAGAGCAUUAUCCACAAGUUCAUCGAAAUGACUCAGGCCGCAUCUCUCCAUCGAGUCGUAUUGUUCAGGGAAAGACUUUGUAAGUAUAUUUCUUCUAAAAUUUGUACCGGAUCAGUUGCCCAGGAUGUGUCAGUGAACAGAGAGACUGAAGAACCUGUUCAUCUUCUUCAAAUCUUUCGCCAAAAACUCCUCGAUGCAAAUGCAACAGAAGACCGAAAAUCUAGUUCAAUACGGGAGUUGUUCGCCUCAUGUUUUGGAAAAUUCAAGAAUUGUUUGCCAUACUUUUGUCCAAAAGUCCUAAUACAAAAUGGUCAGGGUGACGAAAAACCUGCAUCUAGCGGUGGCUGGUGCUCCUAUCGUUCAGCCAGCGAACUUAAAUCAGUGGGAAUACAUUUCAAGCCUGACGACUCCACUAAGUCCUUACUGUUGAACAUGGUAGCAUAUGAAACAUGCCCUGAUGCCCCUGAUGACUUUGGAGUCACUUCUUAUGUUUGUCUCAUGGAUACACUCAUUGACACGGCUGAAGACGUGAAGGUGCUGCGAUCCAACGGCGUGCUUCUUAAUUUUCUGGGCAGUGACCAACAGGUUGCCGACCUCUUCAAUGAAAUAGCCAAUGAUUUGGUGCCCAAUCCCGAUACUUAUUCUCAAGUUAAAGCUCUCAUGGAAAAACAUUAUAAGAAUAGAGUCAACAUUUGGAUUGCUGAUUGGCUGCAUAGGCAUUUUAGUAGCCCUUGGGCAAUUCUGGCAUUCGUUGUUGCAGUUUUUGCCAUUACCCUUACUUGCCUGCAGACUUACCAUGCAGCCAAUCCACCGAAUGGUUCGUGUUGAUCAGAGAGCUGCAGACCGGGGGUGGCCGAUUGGGUCAUCUUUUUAUGUAAACUACCGUGGCCAUUGUCCCUGCCCUGUACGUGAGUUGUUUUGUGUGUUUUGUUUUCUCCCUUUUUUGAGCAUGAAGGUGAAAGUAUUUGUCAUGUAACAUAAUUGUAGAUUGUUUGCACAUUGUUUUGGUAUGUGGACACAAAUAACAAUAUGUGGUUUUGCCAUCA